Dicrocoelium dendriticum is the source of this 3695-nucleotide messenger RNA. The record is from the annotation of a GenBank genome assembly. Lineage: Eukaryota; Metazoa; Platyhelminthes; Trematoda; Plagiorchiida; Dicrocoeliidae.
GGGUGCCCAAGUCAGUGUAGUUCCCCAGCGUCCAGAAGACCUGAAACACCGCUCGAUAUACAGCCUCCAAGCAGUUAACGGCACACAAAUCCGAUCCUAUGGAGAACGUUCUAUCACUCUAAAUCUCGGUCUCCGUAGAUCCUUUCCUUGGAUUUUCAUCAUAGCUAAAGUGCCUACUGCAAUACUAGGCCUUGACUUCUUUCAGCACUAUGGCAUUAUCGUAGAUCCUAAGCGCUGUCAGAUCAUAGAUGGCCUAACGCAACUAUCACAGGCUGGUUUUAAGAGCUCCGUAAUGUCUAUGAGUCCGCAGCUUGUCCCGCCUCAAGCUUCUUCGAUGUAUUUGGAUCUGUUGCGCGAAUUUGCCAGCAUAACGAAGCCCGGAUAUCAUCCUGGUGAUAUCAAACAUGAGAUCGUUCAUAGGAUAACGACAGCAGGCAGUCCAGUAUUUCAUCGUCCUCGGCGACUAGCGCCAGAUAAACUUUCCGUAGCGAAGGCCGAGUUCGAUCAUAUGUUACAAUUGGGCAUAAUACGUCCAUCCAGCAGUAUGUGGGCAUCGCCCCUACAUAUGGUCCCGAAGAAUAAACCUGGAGACUGGAGACCAUGUGGGGAUUAUAGGGGACUGAACGCCAUCACCGUCCCAGACAGAUACCCCAUUCCGCAUCUCCAGGAUUUCUCAUCCUCGCUGUACGGAAAGAAAGUGUUCAGCAAGAUAGAUUUAGUACGGGCAUACCACCAAAUUCCCGUUCAUCCUCAAGAUGUACCUAAGACUGCCGUCACUACUCCCUUUGGCUUAUUUGAGUUCUUGCGAAUGCCAUUUGGUCUUCGUAAUGCAGCUCAGACGUUUCAACGUUAUAUAACUCAGGUCAUUCGCGAGCUGGACUUCGUUUUCGUCUACAUCGACGAUGUCUUAGUUGCAAGUCGAAAUCAUGACGAACAUUUGCGUCAUCUGCGACAGCUUUUCGAACGAUUUGCGCAUUAUGGGGUAGUUAUCAACGCCGCCAAGAGUCAGUUAGGAGUUGAUACGGUAGACUUUCUUGGUCACCGUGUUUCCUCCGCUGGAAUUGCACCCCUACCGGACAGAGUGACAGCCAUCACUGAGUAUCCCAUACCUGAUUCCAUCAAAAAGUUACGCCGGUUCGUUGGCAUGGUUAACUUCUACCGAAGAUUCAUCCCGCACUGUUCAGAGUUAGCCCAGCCACUUACCGAACUACUCAAAUUAGAUGCUAAAACAUUCAGCUUUACGGAAUCAGCUAAACACGCAUUCAGCGAGCUAAAACACCAGCUAGCAACUGCCACUCUUCUUGUGCAUCUGGAUCCUAAGGCCCCGUUACAGUUAACGGUGGAUGCCUCAGAUGCAGCUGUAGGUGGUGUGCUUCAACAAAGACAGAGAGGUGAAUUGUAUCCAAUUGCCUUUUUCUCUAAGAAAUUGCAGCCUGCCGAACGACGUUAUAGCACGUUCAGCAGAGAACUCUUAGCUAUUUACCUCAAUGUGCGUCAUUUCCGACAUUAUUUGGAAGGACGUACGUUCACGAUAUUCACCGAUCAUAAGCCGUUAACGUAUGUACUGCGUUCUGCUUCUGAUCGUCUUUCCCCACGAGAAACUAGACAAUUAGAUUACAUUUCCCAAUUUACUUCUGACAUACGGCAUUUGUCCGGCGCGAAUAACGCCGUAGCAGAUGCCUUAUCAAGGGCGGAAAUCAACGCUCUAUUCGAACAUUCCUCCAUUGACUUCCAAGAACUAGCCACAGCGCAGCAUCAGGAUAAUCAGUUUCUUCAACAACUGCAAGAAACCAAUCUUCAAGUGAAAGCCAUUCCGCUGCCUGGUAGUUCGGAUGUUCUGAUGUGUGAUCUUUCGACAGGAAAACCACGACCUGUCGUACCACCAAACUAUCGGCGAAUCAUCUUCGAUUCAAUCCACGGUCUAUCACAUCCAGGCAUCCGCGCAACUCGCAAGCUUAUUUCUGAUCGCUUUGUGUGGCCAGCACUAAACAAAGACGUGCAGAUCAUGGUGAGAAACUGCCUCCCAUGUCAACGUUCAAAAGUGCAACGGCAUACUCAGGCACCACUUGGCAACUUCACCGUUCCCGAUGCUCGUUUCAGUCAUGUGCACAUAGACACCGUUGGUCCACUGCCGCCGUCGAGUGGAUACAAGUACCUACUGACUUGCAUCGAUCGCUUCACUCGUUGGCCCGUGGCAGUACCCAUCGCAGACAUUUCUGCAGAGACGGUAGCACAUAACUUUGUGGCUCAUUGGAUCGCGCAUUAUGGUGUACCAUCCACCAUAACAACUGAUCGCGGUGCGCAAUUCGAGUCGACGCUUUUUCGAGAAUUAACCAAUACUCUCGGAACCAAGCGUAUAAGAACAACUGCGUACCACCCAUCAUCGAACGGGUUAGUCGAACGUUUCCACCGUCAUCUCAAAACAGCUUUGAUGGCAUGUUCCGACACUACCCGUUGGACAGAAACCUUACCGCUGGUUUUAUUAGGUCUUCGAACGACACCUAAAGCUGAUUUAGGUUGCUCCACCGCGGAGCUGGUAUAUGGUACCACGUUAAAGCUCCCGGCUGAUCUCGUUCAACCGACCGACAUCGACGCUAUAGAUCCUUCAAACUUUGUCCAUCGGCUACGUUCAUCUAUGCGUGAACUGCACUUUAUCCCCACACGCGCACACACCAAUAAGUGUUACAUACCGAAAGAUCUCGAAACUUGUUCACACGUGUGGGUACGAAAUGAUGCAGUCCGCAAGCCAUUACAACCACCGUACGAAGGACCAUUCGAAGUGAUCGCUAGAACCGAAAAACAUCAUAUGAUCAACAAGAAUGGUAAAGUCGAUGCGGUUUCCGUAGAUCGUCUUAAACCAGCGUACAUCGAAAAACCUUGUAAACAACAAUCUACUGAUUCUUACUCGACACCGUGUACGCAGCAGACACCACAGCUCGUUGAAGAUGACCCGCAGCUUGUAACAUCUAAAGCUAAGCCACAAGGAGAUAUUAAUACGCGGCAGACACGGUCAGGAAGGCGAGUCCAUUUUCCAGACCGCUUAGUGUAUCACACAUCUUGACAAUAUCAUCUUGUGCUGCUGAUCACUUGCUAGUACCGCUUGCUGCCAGUCUCCUCCUGUUUGUUUUUCUCCAGAUUCCGCCAGAAUGCAACUGAACAUCUCGCACGAGGAAGAAGCGGAUUAUCCAGUCUAGACAAAUCUAACAUCCGUGCAUUUACCAUCCUGCACUGCUCCCAAAUCUUUCAUUGUACCUUACACACAGAAUAUUAGCCUGCAUGCCUCCCAUACCUCAGCCUCGGGUAUUUCAUGCGACACUGUACCAGGUAGAGGUCAGUUUUACCGGCUAUUCCCACCGGGUUUUUUACUCCUGGUCGCUUGAACAUCGUGCGACUAGCGCACUGGUGGGGAGGUAUGUAGUGUACCUUUCACAUUUUAUUACAUAACCUUCCGGUCAGCUGAUAAUAUCGCCAGCUGUAUCGACUAUUCUUUCAAACGCUUCAUACAUCGAUCAACUUUCCUUUUUGAAUAGCCGGCUGACUCUAGACUACCUCGUGUAUAACAUCUGGGAGCUCCAAAUAUACAUUUAUGGGAAUACACGUAUUCAAUCCCUUUUGGCAUCCAAGAAUGACGGGUUAUUAAACCAGGAACUCCGCAACCAAAAGGCGUUACCAAAAUACGAUAAGUGGACCGCCGA